AUGCUUCACGCGAGAGCAUCAGAUUCCGUCGAUACGCUGAGCGGGCCGAAUGACAGCAACGAACGCCGUCGAAAAGCCAUCGAAAGCAUACUAUUCUCCCGCAGAUUUGUUGUAAUCUACAACGUCGUACUCUUAGGCAUACUGGCAUGCUUUACUGCAGAACACUGGAGUCUCAAGCUUGCCAGACGUCGACGCAGACGUGCCCAUCAAUCUUCGCCGCGCGAUCAACCAAUUACGCGUCUCGAUCACAGCAAGCACGACACAGAAGGCGAAACGUCACCGCUUCUCAGUCAAGGCGAGGCUCAUAGCAACUACUCUUCUAGCAAAGUCUCAGUCCUUCAUAAAAUCCGCUCUUGGAUGAUAUACCAGCCUGCCAAUCUGCCUUACGUUAACAAAGUUCUUCCUUCCAACAUCACUACUAUUGGUAUUCUGCUUCUGUUGGCUCUUAACUUGUUCUUCUUGUUUUACCAAGUCGAACUGUCGUUAGCUACUGCAUUCGUCUUCGCCGAUAGAGCGGGUCUGCUGUUUGUUGCAAACCUGCCGCUACUCUAUGUUCUUGCGGCUAAAAACCAGCCACUCAAGUUUUUGACAGACGCUUCGUAUGAGGGUCUCAACAUCAUCCAUCGCCGCUUAGGCGAGUGGAUGUGUUUACUCGCCCUUCUACAUGCUGGAAGCAUGGUCCUUGUUUGGUAUACUACGCUUUCAGCUCGUCUCAGCUUUUCAAGAUUUCUGGCCUUGCCUAUCAUUUGGCUCGGACUGCUCGCAUUCAUAUCCUACGAGACCCUUUAUCUCACCUCGCUAGGAUCAUUCCGACAAAAAUCGUAUGAAAUAUUCCUCGGGCUCCACGUCAUCCUUCAAGUUGCCGCACUGGCUUUCCUAUGGUUUCACCACCACAACAGCCAGCCCUACGUCCUGGUAGCUGUGUGUAUCUUUACCAUCGAUCGCCUCAUUUUCAGAAUGAUACUCAAGUCAAAGACACUCAAAGCCGACUUGUCUGUGCUGGAAGAUGAAGAGACUGUUAUGUUGAGCUCCAAUUGGCAGUUACUCGCUCCUUCAGGGUCGAAAAGUCUGGGAUUCGACGUAAAACAUGGCUGGAAACCUGCCGAACAUGUUUUUCUCACUGUGCCCGCAUUGUCACACAAACACAAAGUCCAAGCACAUCCAUUUACCAUCGCUUCUGCCGCUCCAACCAACUCCGACUCACACGCUUGGCUCAACUUCCUGAUUCGAGCUCAAGACGGUUUCUCACGAGAUCUUCUUCGCUACGCACAUUCUCAUAGCUCGGUCAAUAUCCGUGUGGAUGGGCCCUACGGCUCGUCGCACGCCCUCGAGAUGCUACAUGAUAACGAUGUCGCCGUUAUCGUCGCUGGUGGCUCAGGUAUCGCCGUAGCGUUCCCACUUGUCUGGAGUUUGCUCGUUGCCACAUCUCGCGAAAUCGAUGCAGAGGAUAACAGACACUUCAUACCCCGGGUAUCGUUGAUCUGGGUAGUUCACGAUAAAGAGCACGUCGACUGGAUUCCUCGGGACCGCCUAGACGAGCUGCGCGAACUCGGCUGCAAAAUCAUGGUACCUCCACCUACGCGCAAGGCAGGGCGGCCAGAUCUUCCACAUUUGCUGAACAACGCUAUACAUGCAUGGGACAACGAACUUGUAGAUCCCACAAUAGGUGUCAUUGUGGCAGGACCGGACGGUAUGAACAGAACCUGCAGGAACACAUGUGCAAGCCUUGUGCGACAAGGUGCCCGAUUGAAGGUUUCUGUUGAGAAGUUCGGAUGGUGA
This is a messenger RNA of Aureobasidium pullulans EXF-150, 1779 nucleotides long. RefSeq lists its product as uncharacterized. The coding region runs from base 1 to 1779 and encodes 592 amino acids. The transcript has a single exon. Lineage: Eukaryota; Fungi; Ascomycota; Dothideomycetes; Dothideales; Saccotheciaceae. Gene Ontology annotation, molecular function: ferric-chelate reductase activity. Gene Ontology annotation, cellular component: plasma membrane. The record is from RefSeq and is a predicted model, not a curated record. Gene Ontology annotation, biological process: iron ion transport; copper ion import; intracellular iron ion homeostasis.